Molecule: messenger RNA, 1260 nt
Organism: Cutaneotrichosporon oleaginosum
Lineage: Eukaryota; Fungi; Basidiomycota; Tremellomycetes; Trichosporonales; Trichosporonaceae
Biological process (GO): activation of GTPase activity; nucleocytoplasmic transport
Cellular component (GO): cytosol; perinuclear region of cytoplasm; nucleus
Molecular function (GO): GTPase activator activity; small GTPase binding
Source: RefSeq, a predicted model, not a curated record
AUGUCCUCCUCAAACGGCGGCAAGGUCUUCUCUAUCCUCGGCAAGAACCUCAAGGCCAACACCAAAGCCGAUCUCGAGCCGUACAUCACCGAGCUCGCUGACCUCCACGAUGUCGAGGAGGUACACUUUGGCGGCAACUCGCUCGGCGUUGAGGCGUGCCAGGCCAUCGCAGCCGUUCUCAAAGAGAAGAAGAGCCUCAAGGUCGUCGACUUGGCCGACAUCUUCACCGGCCGCCUGAUUUCGGAGAUUCCUCAGGCGCUCAGUGCGCUGUGUGAUGCGCUGAUUGACUCGCCCGCGCUCGUCGAGCUCGACCUCAGCGACAACGCGUUCGGUGGACGCUGCGCCGACGCCAUGGUGCCCUUCCUGGAGAACAACACCGUCUUCCAGGUAUUCAAGCUGAACAACAACGGCAUGGGCCCUGCCGGCGGUACGAUCGUCGCCAAUGCGCUGUAUGAGAAUGCGGUGCGCGCCAAGGCGGCGGGCCGCGAGAGCCAGCUUCGUGUGCUUGUUUGCGGACGUAACCGUCUCGAGAACGGGUCGGCGCCGGCGUGGGCUAAGGCAUUCGAGGCGCACGGCCUCCUUCGCGAGGUCCGCAUGCCCCAGAACGGUAUCCGCAUGGAGGGCAUUGCCGCCAUCGCCAAGGGGCUCGCCGCGUGCCCCACCCUCGAGGUGUUCGACCUCCAAGACAACACCGCGACACGGAGCGGCACUCGCGCCAUCGUCCGCCAGCUCACCAACUGGCCAGAGCUCCGCGAGAUCAACCUCUCCGACUGCCUGCUCGGCAAGGCUGGCGGCAUCGCUCUCGCCACCAGCCUCGGCGCCGGUUCCAACCCCAAGCUUCAGACUCUUAAGCUCCAGUACGGCGAGUUUGACAAGCGCACGAUCGACCUCCUUUCCGUCGCUAUCACCCAGCACCUCAAGGACCUGACGACGCUCGAGAUUAACGGCAACCAGGCUGACCCCGAGGACGAGUGCAUCGAGAAGCUGCGCGAGGCGCUCGCCGUGCACGGCCACGAGGACGCGCUCGACGACCUCGACGACAUGGAGGAGCCCGAGAGCGGGGAAGAGGACGAGAGCGAGAGCGAGGAGGGUGAGAGCGAGGAUGAGGAGCAGAAGGAGGCCGAGAAGGAGGGUAUCUCGCCCGAGGCCAAGGCUGGCGAGGACGACGGCGUUGAUGCCGGCGCCGACGACAAGGGCAAGCCCGUCUCUGACAAGGAGACGGAUGACUUGGCCGACGCCCUCGCCAAGGUCACUGUCUAG